Rhea pennata is the source of this 3211-nucleotide messenger RNA. RefSeq names its product ecto-NOX disulfide-thiol exchanger 1 (gene ENOX1). Gene Ontology annotation, cellular component: plasma membrane; external side of plasma membrane. The coding region runs from base 557 to 2428 and encodes 623 amino acids. The record is from RefSeq and is a predicted model, not a curated record. The transcript has 18 exons. Gene Ontology annotation, molecular function: NADH dehydrogenase activity; protein disulfide isomerase activity; RNA binding. Gene Ontology annotation, biological process: ultradian rhythm. NCBI's taxonomy places the organism in Eukaryota, Metazoa, Chordata, Aves, Rheiformes, Rheidae.
AGGGGCAGGGGAAGCGCUGGGCACCGCUUCAGCAGCGCUGCUGCUGCUGCAGGCUACCAGCUGGAGAAGAGCCGGAUCCCCCCGUGGCGCGGAGGGGCUUUGGUAGUGGGUCGUGUCCAUCUCUCAUUUCUCUCACCUAAUCGCUAGAAGUCGCUUGCUGUUGUGUGAUCUUUGACUCUGAACCUGAAGCAAUUCUUGGUUAUGUGCUUCUCAAAACUUGGAAAGUAUCUACAAUAAAUAGGAUUGGCCAUGAGAAAUCAUAACAUUUCUUUCGAAAUACAGCGAUGGGGCUACUGAGGAGUUACCUGCUUUUGUAAAGAUUGCAUUAAAAGCAUCCACUUCAAGAAACUACAACUGUGUUUGUUCAAGUAUUGAAUGUGGAAGUAGUACCGGGAUCCCUGCCACUACAUGCUUGAAACAUGAAACCCAGAGCCUAAUGAGCUGUGUGUGGGCCCUGCAUUCGAUGACAUCCCAUCUCAAGAUGCUGCUAAUACAGUAGCUAAUUAUUCUUGAUUGAAGAAGUCUAACAGGAACAAGAGGAACUGGUGAAAAAACAAUGGCUGCCGCAGCUGAUGGUUUGGGAAGUAUAGCUAUAGAUACCACACAACUUAACAUGUCAGUCACUGAUCCAACAGCUUGGGCUACAGCUAUGAAUAAUCUAGGAAUGGUUCCAGUAGGAUUAGCAGGACAACAGCUUGUGACAGAUUCAAUCUGUGUACCAGGCUUUGAUCCAGGCCUUAGCAUGAUGACUGGAAUCGCUCCGAUUAACCCAAUGAUACCGGGCAUGGGGUUAGUGCCACCACCACCAACAACAGAUGUGCCUGUAGUCAAAGAAAUAAUUCAUUGUAAAAGCUGCACACUCUUCCCUCCAAACCCAAAUCUUCCACCACCUUCAACAAGAGAGAGACCUCCUGGGUGUAAAACAGUGUUUGUUGGAGGAUUACCAGAAAAUGCAACAGAGGAAAUUAUUCAGGAAGUCUUUGAGCAGUGUGGAGAUAUAACAGCAAUUCGGAAAAGCAAGAAGAAUUUUUGUCACAUUCGUUUUGCAGAGGAGUUCAUGGUUGAUAAAGCCAUUUACCUUUCUGGUUACCGCAUGAGAUUAGGAUCUAGCACAGACAAAAAGGAUUCAGGUCGCCUUCAUGUUGAUUUUGCUCAGGCAAGAGAUGACUUUUAUGAAUGGGAAUGCAAACAAAGAAUGCUGGCCAGGGAAGAACGCCACAGACGCAAAAUGGAAGAAGACAGGCUGCGCCCUCCUUCUCCCCCAGCAAUAAUGCAUUAUUCUGAACACGAAGCUGCUUUGCUGGCUGAAAAAUUGAAAGAUGAUAGCAAGUUUUCAGAGGCCAUCACAGUGCUGCUUACCUGGAUCGAGCGAGGCGAGGUGAAUCGUCGCUCUGCAAACCAGUUUUACUCGAUGGUGCAGUCGGCAAACAGCCACGUUCGCCGGCUCAUGAACGAAAAGGCCGCUCAUGAGCAAGAAAUGGAGCAAGCCAAGGAGAGUUUUAAAAAUGCCUUAACAGGGAUCCUCACUCAAUUUGAGCAGAUUGUGGCCGUUUUCAACGCUUCUACCAGACAAAAAGCUUGGGACCAUUUCUCGAAAGCCCAGCGAAAGAACAUAGACAUUUGGCGAAAGCAUUCUGAGGAGCUCCGAAAUGCUCACAGUGAACAGCUCAUGGGAAUCCGCCGGGAAGAAGAGAUGGAAAUGUCUGAUGAUGACAGUGGUGACAACCCCACUAAAAAGCUGAGAGCAGAUGAUUCAGCUCUAGCUGCCCAAGCUUAUGCACUUAAGGAAGAGAAUGAUAGUCUUCGAUGGCAGCUGGAUGCCUACAGGAACGAAGUGGAACUUCUGAAACAGGAGAAAGGACAGCUCUUUCGGACAGAAGAAAGCCUUACAAAGGACCAGCAGCUGCAGUUCCUACAGCAGACAGUGCAAGGCAUGCAGCAGCAAUUGCUGAGCAUACAGGAAGAAUUAAAUAACAAAAAAUCCGAACUGGAGCAAGCCAAGGAAGAGCAAACACAUACACAAGCAAUGCUUAAAGUCUUGCAAGAACAGUUAAAAAGCGCCAAGGAAUUAGCAGAAAUCAAUGGGCAUGAUGAAUCUCAGGCAAAUGAAAUCAAUGUAUUGACAGUAGCAUUGGUCAACCAAGACAGAGAAAAAAAUUCCGAGAAACGAAGCCCCGGUCUAAAAUCAGAGAAAGAGGCACUAUUAAUAGGUAUCAUAUCCACAUUUCUUCAUGUCCACCCUUUUGGAGCCAACAUAGAAUAUCUUUGGUCUUAUAUGCAGCAGUUGGACUCUAGGAUCUCUGCAAAUGAAAUAGAAAUGCUUUUGAUGAGACUGCCACGCAUGUUUAAACAAGAAUUCACUGGUGUAGGAGCAACACUGGAAAAGAGAUGGAAGUUUUGUGCCUUUGAAGGAAUUAAAACUAUCUGACUGUGACUAGUAAUGAAGCUAUGCAGAAUAAAAAUUCCUAGAGCAUGGCAGGGUUAUAAAGUAUUACAGUAAGAAAUUUGGGUUUUGGCACAUAGUAGUAUGUUUUCAAAGUUAUCCGAGCCUAAUUUUAGUUACAUUUGUGACGUUCUCUUGUGAGUGGAAAUGUAGUUGUGCACCAGUUCCUAAAAUAAAAUAAUUUUUUUUUAAAAAGUUUCAAAAUGUGACAGAUCUGUUUCCUAUGAAAACUGAAGAAAGAUGCCACAGUCAUAAUGAUUUCAAAAUAUUACAUGUCCUACAUCUAAGAAAAGCUCAUUGAGCAAAUAGUUAAGGAGAAAGAUUGCCCAGUUAUGGUCGCUAAAUUACAGCGAUGUAUAUGUAAUAUGUAGUAGAGCUCAUUAAUUUAUGUUACUGAAAGUUCUUUCCAUUUAGUAAGAAAAUUAAGUAAUUUUAAAGCAAGGAAAAGCAUACCAAAAGAAAACUUGAAGAUGUGUCUGAAGUUAUUGUAUUUUGUAAAUUAAGUUAUAUGCUGUACCAGGGAUUUUUGCCUUAUUGAAAGAGGCCUGAAAAUGUGAUUGGAGUCCUCAAGAAUGCUUUAUCAAGAAUAUUAUUUUUCUAAUGUAACUAUUCUCCAUUACAAGUUCUUUUAACAUGGAUUGCAUAUCAAUUUUCAUAAACAUGUAAAUAAGGAGGAAACCAGUGUUACUGUAUUGUAUUUGGUAUGUAACAUUCAGGUUUAUGCAUCAAAAUAAAUAUUCAGUUGCAUUACUGUUACAAAUUUUAUAG